Coregonus clupeaformis (lake whitefish) is the source of this 1524-nucleotide messenger RNA. Its product is annotated as TGF-beta receptor type-1. Gene Ontology annotation, biological process: activin receptor signaling pathway; nervous system development; transforming growth factor beta receptor signaling pathway. The transcript is spliced from 9 exons. The record is from RefSeq and is a predicted model, not a curated record. Gene Ontology annotation, molecular function: activin binding; ATP binding; SMAD binding. Bases 21 to 1514 code for a protein of 497 amino acids. Gene Ontology annotation, cellular component: plasma membrane; activin receptor complex. Lineage: Eukaryota; Metazoa; Chordata; Actinopteri; Salmoniformes; Salmonidae.
UGGAGUAAGUCUGAAACACGAUGGAUGCAGUACCCCGUUGUCUCGUGUUAAUAGCCCUGUUUUUUGGGACUAGGAUUCAAGAAAAUGAUGCCCUGCAGUGCUACUGCCAGCGCUGUCUCAAUUCCACGUGCACCACGGACGGCCUGUGCUUCGUGACGGUCAUGAAGUCCGGCAGCCGGCUCACCGCCGAGCGCAGCAUGUGCGUGCACGAGAGCGAGCUGAUCCCGCGCGACCGCCCCUUCAUCUGCGCGCCCUCCGCCAAGGACGACACGGGCAUCUACCCGUUGUGCUGCGUCACCGACUGGUGCAACAAGAACCCCGACCUCAGCGUCUUCCCAGUGCCGACGGUGAAGCCGGUUACCCUGGGGCCUGUGGCGCUGGCGGAAGUGAUCGCUGGGCCUGUGUGCGUGCUGUGCUUCGUGCUGGUGCUGGUCUUCUACAUCUGCCACAGCCGGGUGGGUGUGCAUCACCGUGUGCCCAACGAGGAGGACCCCACCAUGGAUCACCCCUUCCUCACUGUGGGCUCCACCCUCAAAGACCUCAUCUACGACAUGACCACCUCUGGCUCCGGUUCUGGUCUGCCCUUGCUGGUACAGAGGACCAUAGCCCGGACCAUCAUCCUCCAGGAGAGCAUCGGGAAGGGCCGCUUCGGCGAGGUGUGGCGGGGCAAGUGGCGAGGCGAGGAGGUGGCAGUCAAGAUAUUCUCCUCCCGUGAGGAGCGUUCGUGGUUCCGCGAGGCCGAGAUCUACCAGACGGUCAUGCUGCGUCACGAAAACAUUCUGGGCUUCAUCGCCGCCGACAACAAAGAUAACGGGACAUGGACCCAGCUGUGGCUGGUGUCAGACUUCCACGAGCAUGGCUCUCUGUUUGACUACCUGAACCGCUACACGGUCACUGUGGAGGGCAUGAUCAAAUUGUCACUGUCCACCGCCAGCGGCCUGGCCCACCUCCACAUGGAGAUCGUUGGCACGCAAGGGAAGCCGGCCAUCGCCCACAGGGAUCUGAAAUCUAAGAACAUCCUGGUGAAGAAGAACGGGACGUGCUGCAUCGCCGACCUGGGCCUGGCCGUGCGUCACGACUCCGCCACCGACACCAUCGACAUCGCCCCCAACCACAGGGUGGGGACCAAAAGGUAUAUGGCACCGGAGGUGCUAGACGACUCGAUAAACAUGAAGCAUUUUGAGUCGUUUAAGAGGGCAGAUAUCUACGCCAUGGGCUUGGUGUUCUGGGAGAUAGCCAGUAGAUGCUCUCUGGCAGGCAUCGUUGAAGACUACCAGCUGCCGUACCAUGACCUGGUGCAGUCAGACCCCUCUGUGGAGGAGAUGAGGAGGGUGGUGUGUGAACAGAAGCUACGGCCCAACAUUCCAAACCGGUGGCAGAGCUGUGAGGCUCUGCGGGUGAUGGCUAAGAUCAUGAGGGAGUGCUGGUACGCCAACGGAGCCGCCCGCCUCACAGCGCUGCGCAUCAAGAAGACCCUGUCCCAGCUCAGCCAAUCAGAGGGCAUCAAGAUGUAGACUCUUCCCU